This is a messenger RNA of Frankliniella occidentalis (western flower thrips), 696 nucleotides long. RefSeq lists its product as uncharacterized. The coding region runs from base 76 to 696 and encodes 206 amino acids. NCBI's taxonomy places the organism in Eukaryota, Metazoa, Arthropoda, Insecta, Thysanoptera, Thripidae. The transcript has 5 exons. The record is from RefSeq and is a predicted model, not a curated record.
GCCCACCGUCACAGUCGGCGGCUGCGCGAGGUCAAGGUAUGGUUCUUCCCGGGGGUGGCCGAGAUACUCAAGGGGAUGCAGUACAUGGAGAAGCUCACCCUGAUCAUCGAAACGGAAGACGAGGGACCUGACGAGGAAACUGAGCUGGCGGCGGCCUUGAGCUCGUGGACGCACCCCCUGCGGCACCUGGAGAUCAGGGUGCUCCGCUGCAACGUGGCGGCCGUCGGCGGCGCCCUGGGGGCGGGCGCGCUCUGCGGCCUCACGCGGCUCUGCCUGGUGCUGGACGGCUCUUCGGACUCCGGCGACCUGAGCCUGACGGCCGUGCUGCGCGGGCUACCGAACCUGCGCUCGCUCGUGCUGCAGUGGUGGUUCGAGGGCCCGGCCACGUCGCUGGACCAGAUGCUGCGCGACGUCCAGCCUGAGAUGAUCCCCUCUCUUCGAGUGCUCUCCAUCACGACGGCGCUCGCCUUCUCCUCUCCUUCUGUCCCCUGCACGAUCCCCGCGGCCGGCUGCCUGGCGCUCCGCGCGCCCGUGAGCUCGCUCCACGUCCUGAGCUCGCCGUGUCCGCGGAGCCUGGCGGGCGUCGCGGACGAGGAGGAGUGGAGCCACCGCAGCCUGGACUGCGUGAUCGCCGCCACCCACCCCGCGGCCGAGUUCGAGACGUGCUCGCUGUGCUCUUGGGUCAUAUAUCACUGA